CUCAUGGGGAAGCGGGGUGGGGCUGGCACGGAGUACAAAGACAAGGCUCCUGAACAAAAGAAAGAUGGCACAGUGGUGAAAUCCUAUCAGCGAAUGCCCACACAAAUCCUGAACGAGUGGUGCCAAGGCCAGAAACGACCCAAGCCGGAGUUCCGAGGAGUGCGGUCAUAUGACCGAAGCCUUUGCCGCUUUAAGGUUGUUUUGCCAGAUCCCAAGGACGUUGCCAAAAGCUUGGAAUUCGAAGCCAACAGAGAUGCAGAGACGCCUUUUGCAGCCAGAGAGGAGGCUGCCUUAGUGGCUCUCCUGAAGCUCUGCCCUGAUAUGCCAUUGGAGAGGAAGCUGCCCGAUGGGUAUCGGGAGACUUGGCUGGAGGCUAUCGGUGAAGCAGCUUCUGCGAAGGCAAAGGCAAAGCCGAAGACGAAGGCAGCGGCCAAAGGUUCCGCAAAGGAAAGUCCUCUCAGUGGCAGGGAAGCUGCAGAGCAGGAAAAACAAGCAGCUCUGGCGAGAAAGGCACAGGAGGAGCAGAUGCAACAGCUGACUGCAGAUGAACAGCGGAACAUUUGCUUCGAAUGGCAACGUACUGGUCGCUGUCGUCGCAAUGGUUGCAGGUUCGAUCACCCGCCACAUACUGAGCCGGUGAGUGAGCCUUUGGACCAUAGCGAGGUGGAGCCAAAGUACAAGACAGGAUCCAGUGCGCCACUGGGUGCUGUGCAUGGACACAUGUCCAAAGCUGACAUGGACCGCGAGAAGCGAGAAAGGAAGGAGGCAUGGGCCCAAGAGAAGAAUCGGCGAGAAGCUAUCCGAGACAUGAAGAAGCUAGCCAACAUGAAAGCACGGAUCAUAUUGGCGAGGCGAAUGCGUGACUUGAUCUUCAAAGCAUUGAACCUGGGCUCAGAAUAUGCAGCUCAAGCUGACGCUGACGAGGCCAUGGAGGAUCUCACAGACGCAGAGGCUGCUGCUCUUCAGCAGGUAAUGACGUGGGGCUUCACGGAAGAAGCAGCGCAGCGAGCGUUGCUUGCAGAAAGACGCAGCACGAGCACAGAAGACCUGGCUGAGCGCUUGCGGAUUUGGCUUUGCUUGCACCUUCCCGAGGAGGAAAUCCCCGAAGCUUUUGCUGCACACAAGGGCCAGUUCGAGGUCCACAAGCCGAAGCCGAAGCCAGCCGCCAGGGACCCUAAGGAAGUCUUCUUGGCAUGGCUCCGGGAGCAAAUGGACGCCCAUUUGGAGGAUUCGGAAGGUCUUUGGGCCUCUGUAGAGGUGUUGUUGCGUACAGAGGGCGAUGAAGAGGAUCGAAACGAGGCGCUUGAAGCAGCAAAAGCCAUGUUGGAUGCUGAUGGAUUUCCGGCAGACUUAUUGGAGGAGUUGCGAAGUCGCUGGGACAAUCUUUGGACAGAAGCAGUUGCCGAUGGAAGUGCCAGCGCGACUUCCGUUCCUGCAGUUUCCCAAAAAGACGACUCUGAAACAGUGGACGUUGGUGAUGACAACGGCGACGGCAACGACAUUGCAGACGAAACUCUAGGAAACAGCGAAGAGAUUGUGGCGGAAGUGCCGGCGGACAUUGCGCCGCAAAAAGAGGCCUCAUCGAGAUCAUUUGCGCCGCCAUCUUGGUUUGGAUGGAAAGCGGAUGGUGUGCCCAAGGGGAUUGAUGGCUGGCAGCAGAGUAGCCAAGGUCAGAGAAUGAAGAAAAGCAGAGAGGCAUUGCCAGCAUUCAAGGUGAAAGAUGAACUCGCCAAGCUGUUAGCUUCCAAUCAGGUCGUUCUGGUACAUGGCGAGACAGGCAGUGGCAAGACCACGCAGAUCGGACAAUUUAUUCUGGAUGGGCCUUCUGACCGUCCUCCACGAGUAGUCGUCACCCAACCGCGCCGCUUUGCUGCCUUAUCGGUGGCUCGGCGCGUAGCCGAAGAGCGCGGAGAGGACGUGGGCGCCAAGUCUGUCGGGUACAUGGUCCGAGGGGAAACCAAGAUGCACACGCAGUGGUGCCAACUUCUCUUCUGCACCUUGGGAGUUUUGCUCCGUCGAGUCAUCUCGCAGGGUGACCAGCAGAUGUUCACCUCACAAGAUAUGACGCAUUUGGUUCUGGAUGAGGUCCAUGAAAGAAGCAUGGACAUGGACUUCGUUCUGACACUGCUGCGGCAUGCUUUGCCUUCCCGACCGGAACUGAAGG
Molecule: messenger RNA, 2164 nt
Organism: Cladocopium goreaui
Lineage: Eukaryota; Dinophyceae; Suessiales; Symbiodiniaceae
Source: the annotation of a GenBank genome assembly